AUGAUAAGAUUGUGGGGACAGGCUUCUCGGACAAUGAGUACCAGUAAUUAUGGCAACGUAAGUAAGCUCAAGAAACUGUUCCUGAGUGGUGUUGAUGCGGUGAAACCAAAGUCAUUGUUUGAAGGAUGUAAAAACAGCACGAGCAAAAUGAACCAAAGCCUCAAUCACGAUCACAAACGCUAUCAUGUGGUAGGUUUCGGAAAAGCCGUUCUAGGGAUGGCUGUGCAGUUGGAACAGCUGCUCGGGAGUCGCCUUCGAAGUGGAUGUAUUAGCAUUCCACUUGGAACAAGUGACAAAUUUGCUGGAGAUGUAGACUUCACCCUAUCACCCAACACUACGAUCGAAGUAAUCGAGUGCGCUCGCAACAAUCUACCAGACGACCGAUCGUUGAUGGCGGCGGGGAAGAUAAAGCAGAUCGCGCAUAGUAUGACGAAAGACGACAUUCUCUGCGUUUUGGUAUCUGGUGGAGGUUCCGCUUUACUUUGUCUCCCGAAAGCACCCAUUACACUGGCGGAAAAAUUACAGAUGAUUAAAUUCUUGUCCACGGCGGGUGCAUCGAUCGAUGAGCUGAACUAUGUACGAAUUGCUUUAUCGGAUGUGAAAGGUGGACAGCUAGCGCUGGAAGCCAAGCAUGCUUAUCGAGUUUAUUCGUACGUAAUAUCGGACAUUGUCGCUGACCCGGUAGAAUUGAUUGCUAGUGGUCCUACCGUUAUUCCGGAUGGAGUGGAUGUGAAUGGGAGAGCAAAGAAAAUUCUAAAGAAAUACAGGUUGUGGGAUGAAUUGCCAAAUUGUGCUGCUGAAAUUAUCGAGAGAGCGAGAACUAAAGAAGAUAGAAUUAGUUUGGAUAAUAACGAGCUAUUUUUACUUGGAAGUAAUGCAGUGGCGGUGAGCUGCAUAGCACAAAAAGCUCAGGAUCAAGGGUUAAAGUGUAUUGUUUUAUCAAAAAUGCUUGAAGGAAACGUAGUAGAAUUGAGUACCAUGUAUGUUGAGCUAGCAGUAACUUUAUACAACUAUAAGAAAGGUCUUUUUUCUGAAAAUGUACUAACCGAUAAGUUAGGAACCAAUUUAACAAAACUAAAAUCUAUCGAUAUAGAAUUGGAAGAAUUUGUUAGAAAUGUAGUUGCUUCGAGAACGGAAUCCCUUUUGAUAGUUGGCGCAGGUGAGCCAACCGUUUGCGUUUCCGGUAGCGGAAAAGGAGGUCGAAACCAGGAACUUGCGCUUCGGUUUUCUUACGGCAUUCGGAACCAUGAAAAUGUGUUCGAUUCCGAUGUGUGUUUUCUUUCGGCCGGUACAGAUGGAAUCGAUGGUCCAACGGAUGUGGCCGGAGCAAUUGGAGGAGCGUUUGUUGCAAGAGAGUAUGAAGAAAGUUUCUCAAGCGAGGGCAAAUUGUUUAUAGAAAAUAAUGAUUCUUACAGGUUCUAUGAGGCUUUUAAAGAGGGACAAUAUUUUGUGAAAACUGGUCACACCGGUACGAAUGUGAUGGAUAUACACUUAUUGUUGAUAGAUUCUUAGAGAAAUUGA
Anopheles maculipalpis is the source of this 1521-nucleotide messenger RNA. RefSeq names its product glycerate kinase. The transcript has a single exon. Bases 1 to 1512 code for a protein of 503 amino acids. Gene Ontology annotation, molecular function: glycerate kinase activity. The record is from RefSeq and is a predicted model, not a curated record. NCBI's taxonomy places the organism in Eukaryota, Metazoa, Arthropoda, Insecta, Diptera, Culicidae. Gene Ontology annotation, cellular component: cytoplasm. Gene Ontology annotation, biological process: protein phosphorylation.